AUGAAUAGCCCUGAUUUCUCUAAUGAUAAUGUAUCCGAUGAUACAUUAUAUCAAAGCAUCUUGGAUAAAUUUAAACAAGAUGUUUACGCGAAUGCUCUGAUAUUUGAUAAGGCAGAUACAUUCAUUCAUUUAAUGGAAUGCACAAGAAUGACAAUGCUCAGUAUUCCAUUUUUCAAUUUCGAUCCGAAUUUCGAAUUUUCAAACGUUCUUGACAUUUGCGCAUACUUUGGAUCAAUAAAUUGCUUCAAAUAUCUCAUUUCCAAGUUAGACAUCAAACAAAUUUCUUCGCAAAACACCUUUAGAUGCGCUUGUAUCGGUGGAAACAUGGAAAUCGUCAGAAUUUGCGUCCAAAACAACCUUUAUCGCGAUAUUUUAUCAUUUGCAUGGGCAAUCAGAACACACAAUGAUGAAAUUGCCGACUGGCUUGCCGAAACCACGGAUUUUAUCGAUUUAUAUCAUCCAACAGUCUCAGGAAACAUCAAGAGAGUGAUUCCAUUGCUCACACAAGAGAACCUUGACGACGAGUGCAAGAAACUUAUCGGCGGAAUUUCAGCUGCCUGCCAAAUUUCGAAUAUCAUACUUGCAAGAUUUAUUUUAAAACACGUUCGAUAUCCUUACGAGCAUAUAUCACCACUAUACGAAUCAAUUGUUUCGGGAAAUGUCGAAUUGGUCAAAGAAAUAAUGAAUUUUGAUAAAGAUAUCAAUAAAGUCUCAAAUGUUAAUCAAACACCUCUCAGUUUGGCAAUUAAUCAUGGAUACAUGGAUAUUGCACAAUUCUUAAUUGAAAAUGGAGCUUCCAUUGACAAAUCAUUGGAAGAUAACUUUUGUACUCAUUCAUUAGUUACUCACUUUGAUGUAUUAAAGCUGUUUGUCGAACAUGGACUCGAUGUUAAUAGGAAAUUCUCUGGUCUUCAAGGAGAAACUUUGUUAUUAACAGCAAUUCAGAACGGAAGGAUGGAUUCAAUCCAAUACCUCAUUGAAAAAGGUGCAAAUUUGUACUAUAGGGAUAGACAUAACCGUUCUGCAAUGCAUCAUGCAGUUUUGGGCGCAAACUUAGAAAUCCUCCAAUUCUUAAUUGAAAAAGGCUUCGACAUAGACGACAAAGACGAAGGAGGAGAAACUCCGCUCCAGUUACUUGCCGAGUUCAUCGUAAACGUACCAAAAGAAUAUCAAGAUGGAACAAUGGCAACAAAGGUCAGGAAUGCACUUAAAUUGGGUGCAAAUCCAGUUGUCUCUGUUUACAGAGAACCUGCUGUUAUUGAUGAGGAAUGGAUUCGAAACAAUGUUUAA
Messenger RNA from Trichomonas vaginalis G3, 1290 nucleotides. RefSeq names its product protein ubiquitination. The record is from RefSeq and is a predicted model, not a curated record. The coding region runs from base 1 to 1290 and encodes 429 amino acids. NCBI's taxonomy places the organism in Eukaryota, Parabasalia, Trichomonadida, Trichomonadidae. The transcript has a single exon. Gene Ontology annotation, molecular function: protein binding.